AUGCGAAAAAGCAUCCAUCGAGCUCAUCCUGUGGAUAAGAAGCGACAGAUCUUCACUAUCUAUCUAUCUAUCUAUCACAGUCUACUCAUAUCUAUCUAUCUAUCUAUCUAUCUAUCUAUCUAUCUAUCUAUCUAUCUAUCUAUCUAUCUAUCUAUCUAUCUCAGUCUACUCAUAUCUAUUUAUCGCAGUCUACACAUAUCUAUCUAUCUAUCUAUCUAUCUCAGGUUACUCAUAUCUAUCUAUCUAUCUAUCUAUCUAUCUCAGAAUCAUAUCUAUCUAUCUAUCUAUCUAUCUAUCUAUCUAUCUAUCUAUCUCAGUCUACUCAUAUUUAUUUAUCGCAGUCUACUCAUAUCUAUCUAUCUAUCUAUCUAUCUCAAGCUACUCAUAUCUAUCUAUCUAUCUAUCUAUCUAUCUAUCUAUCUCACGGACAGUGAGAGAUCAAGCAGUCGCAAAUCUAUCUAUCUAUCUAUCUAUCUAUCUAUCUAUCUAUCUAUCUAUCUAUCUGUUUGUCUCUCUGCCUAUUUAUUUAUCUUAAUAAAUAAUAUCAGUCCCCAACCACUCGCUCUCUAUAUUCCUACUUUACUUCAUUCCCUCUCUCUCUUUCUCCCUAUCUAUCUAUCUAUCUAUCUAUCUAUCUAUCUAUCUAUCUAUGCCGAAUUUAUGAAAAUUUGCAAUAAAUAUGCCACCGAGAUCGUCAUCUCUCUCUCUCUCUCUCUCUCUCUCUCUCUCUCUCUUCAUUUUCUCCUACCCACGUGGUAG
This is a messenger RNA of Acanthosepion pharaonis, 759 nucleotides long. NCBI's taxonomy places the organism in Eukaryota, Metazoa, Mollusca, Cephalopoda, Sepiida, Sepiidae. The record is from the annotation of a GenBank genome assembly.